Molecule: messenger RNA, 7269 nt
Organism: Danio rerio (zebrafish)
Lineage: Eukaryota; Metazoa; Chordata; Actinopteri; Cypriniformes; Danionidae
Source: RefSeq, a predicted model, not a curated record
GGUAUACUGUGGUUUGGAAAAGUCACAAGUUUUAAAACCGCCAACAUUUACUGUUAUAUCAUUCCUACGAUAUAUGUUUUUUAGCACAAUAGUAUCUCCUGCAGAAAAGAUAGGCCUAUCUAAAGAUGCCGUUUUUAAAUUGUAAAGAAAUCUGUGUUUUUGAAGCUAAUGAAGACAGCAGAAGUCAAUUGAAUUCAAUUAAAAAGUAAGUUUGCAUUGUUUAGCCUGACAUGUUUACUGUUCCAAAAUAUUUUUAAAUGUUUCCAAAAAUAAAAUGUAUAUCGUAAAAAUAUUGUGUUCAAAGGGGAAAGGGUUUUUGUUUUUUACCCAGACAAAUAACAAUACAGUGAAACCGCGAUAUAUGUUAUACCAGCCAAUGCCUAUUCUUAUUAUGUGGCAAUGCUCAUUUUCAUAACUAAACACUGACUGUUUGUAAGUGGAUCUUGUGACUGAGAAGUCUGUCCUGAAGUCUGUCUUCCAGUUCUUUGCGUUCCUCCGCUAUCUUACCUGCCGGCGUUGCGUUUGUCAUUUAUGCACUGGUUAAAGCCAGCCGCAAAACAAUAAACAAAAAGAAACAAAAUCUUAUCCAUUUCAUGACAUAUGAAAAGCAUUUCAAAAUUUAUACUGGAAGCAAGUCAAGAAUUAAGUUGUUUUGUUAUGCAACUACAAUUGGUCUCUCUUGAAUAAGCACGACCUUCCCAGAAGUUCGCAGUUAAAGCUUCAGUUGCGUGUCCACACUCGACACUUUAUAGUCAGUGGUAAAGACCACCCCCUUCCCAGCACAUCGCAUCUCUUCAAUUAUGCGUGUAUCGAGCAGGAAUACGAGUAACAUUUCGCGGGAUUUAUGGAAAGCAUGACUGGGAAAACGAGACUGUCACACAGGGAAACAAAGAGCUACGAAGAGCGUGUAUGCUAAGCUUGAGUGUACUCCUGGCUGGAAGUGUUUAUGACUGACUCACUCAUCUGUCAAGGAGAUUUGAGGAGACAUGUCUAGAUGCACUUGGAUCCAGGCCACCUUUUGCAAGCGAGAAUGUGUCAGAUUUCUGCCAGCCUCACGUGAUCAUCACAGGUGUUAUCCAGUGUGUCAAGUGUGCCAAAGCUUAGUAAGAUGCUGUUGUGGGAGGCUGAUCGCAGAGCAUGUGGGCCCAUACUCUGGUUUGCUGGGACAUGACCCUGGGUCUGGCUCUGCAGAAGAGGAGGAGUGGUCUGUGCUGCAGCACACCAGCCUCAGCCCCACUGAUGCCUUCGGAUCACUGGACUUCCAGGGCAGCUCAAAGCGUGCGUGUCGUGCUAAGUAUGUGCGUCUUUCCUGUGACUCUCCACCAGAGCUCCUGGUCCAGCUGAUGCUGAGAGAAUGGCACAUGGAGAUACCCAAGCUGGUGAUCACCGUACACGGAGGGACAGAUAACUUCCUUCUGUCUCCACGGGUGUGCCAGGCCUUCAGCACUGGGCUCGUCACAGCUGCAGAGAGCACUGGAGCAUGGAUACUGACAGAUGGCAUCAAUACGGGUGUGUCCAAGUAUGUUGGCGAUGCUGUAAAAAUGUAUGGGUCACAUGACCACAGGAAGAGAAAUGUUGUAGGCAUCACACCCUGGGGGAUUAUUGAGAAUAACAGUGACCUUAUUGGCCGGGAUGGUUUGAGGCACUACCAGGCUUUAGGAAAUCCUCUGAGUAAACGUGCCAGUCUGAACGGCAUGCACUCACAUUUCCUCUUGGUUGAUGAUGGAACUAUUGGUAAAUCAGGUUGUCAAAUAGAGCUGAGGAAGAGACUUGAAAGGCAUAUACACUAUCAGAAGAUCCACCCUAGGCUGCCUCAGCAUGUGCCUUUAGUAUGUGUCGUAGUAGAAGGUGGUCCUUCCGUCCUCUCCGUUGUGCUGGAAUAUGUGUGCAGAACGUCUCCUGUCCCUGUGCUGGUGUUUGAGGGAACAGGGAGAGCUGCAGACAUGCUGGCUUUAAUACACAAACAAACAGCUGUAGACAGAAAGUUGGAUUCUGAUAUUAAAGAAGACGUCCUGCAGAGGAUUCAGGAUUCGUUUGGGGUUGAGAGAUCAGAAUCCACUGAACUCCUCGACAUUCUUAUGGAAUGCAUGGAGCAUAGAGAGCUUAUCAGCAUUUUUGACUCUGAAUCUGAAGACCUUCAAGAGGCAGAUGUUGCAAUCCUGUCCACAUCGCUGAGAGGGACGAGAGCUUCCCCCGAGGAACAGCUGAGUCUCACUCUGGCUUGGGACAGAGCUGAUAUUGCAAAAGACCACAUUCUGGUCUAUGGGCAACAAUGGCAGGUAGGAUCUCUGGAGCAGAUCAUGCUGGAUGCGCUGAUAAUGGAUCGCGUCAAUUUUGUAAAGCUGCUAAUUGAGAAUGGCAUGACCAUGAGUCACUUCUUGACAAUCUCUCGUCUGGAGCAGCUCUACAACAUACAAACAGGCUCCUCACAUCAUUUCCUUCGACAUGUUAUUGCAGAUGCCAAACAGACUCGCCUGCCUGCUGUUUAUAGGAUAUCUUUAAUCGACAUUGGAAUGGUGAUUGAAUACCUGAUUGGUGGAGCAUAUCGAAGCACAUACACACGCAAGAGAUUCAGAACCAUGUACAGUCGCUUACAUAACCCAGCUAAGGAGACAUCCAGCCCGUUCAGCAAGGCCAAGAAAGUAGCUCCAGCUCCAGAAGCCACUCCACCUCGCUCUCAUUUCCGCAGAACCGCUCAGCCAUACAGACACCAGGAAGGUGGUGUAGCACCUCAGGACCAGAAGUCGGACCCGAUCCCCGACUUUGUAUGCACUUUUAACGACCUGUUUGUGUGGGCAGUGCUCAAGCAUCGGCAAGAGAUGGCGCUGCUCCUGUGGCAGCAUGGAGAGCAGGCUAUGGCCAGGGCGGUUGUGGCCUGCAAACUCUACCGCACUUUGGCAAUGGAAGCCAAGGAGAGCAAUAUGGGAGACACCAUGGCCGAGGAGCUGAAGAAGAACUCUCUAGAGUUUGGACAGUUGGCUGUGGAUGUCCUGGAUCAGGCUUUCAGAGAGAAUGAGCGCAUGGCGAUGAAGCUGCUGACCUGGGAGAUGAAGGAUUGGAGUAACUUCACCUGUCUGCAAAUGGCCGUCUCCUCAGGACUCAGGCCCUUUGUGGCUCACAACUGCACUCAAAUGCUGCUCACAGACCUGUGGAUGGGCCGUCUAAACUUGAGCAAGAACUCCUGGUUUAAGAUCAUCGGCAGUAUCCUGAUGCCUGUGGCCAUUCAGUUGCUAGAGUUUAAGAGUCAGGCAGAGAUGUCCCAUGUUCCUCAGCUCCAGGAAGCCUUGCAGUUUGGGUGGGACACUGUGCCAUCAGAGCAAGAAGGGGCAGAAAAAGCAGUUCCAGGUGAUGAGGAGAGAGGCAGCAGUUGUCUUUAUCCCUGGACCAGAAAGGUGUAUGACUUCUAUACUGCUCCGGUGGUCAAAUUCUGGUUUCACACUAUGGCGUUUUUGGGAUUCCUCAUGAUGUUUGCUUAUACUUGUUUGGUGAGGCUGAACGAGACACCCAACAUUCAGGAGUGCUUGGUCAUGACUUACAUCCUGGCCAUGGCGGUGGAGAAAGCUAGAGAGGUGUUGGUUUUGGAGCCUAGGAAGUUCACUAAAAAGCUGAAGGUGUGGUUCAGUGAGUACUGGAAUAUCAAUGACUUCCUGGGAAUCCUCUUGUUCCUGGUCGGGGUCUCCCUCCGGUGGCAUCAAGAAACACGCUUAGCCAGUCACAUAGUCUAUUCUUUGGAUUUUGUCUUCUGGUCUGUCAGGCUUCUGGAUCUAUUCGCUGUCAAUCAGCAUGCAGGACCAUACCUGACAAUGAUAACUAAAAUGAUGAGCAACAUGUUUUAUAUUGUAAUCAUUAUGGCACUUGUGCUGGUUAGUUUCGGGACGUCGAGAAAGUCUAUCUUGUCCCCUAAUGAGGAUCCAUCCUGGACUCUGCUCAGAGAUGUUGUCUUCCAGCCAUACUGGAUGAUCUUUGGAGAAGUGUAUGCUGGGGAGAUUGAUGCCUGUGCUAAUCCUGAAACCUGUGUCCCGGGAGCCUUCCUCACCAUCUUCCUGCAGGCCGUCUACCUGUUCAUUCAGUACAUCAUCAUGGUCAAUUUGCUCAUUGCCUUCUUCAACAAUGUUUACAAUGAAAUGAGCACCAUAUCCCGUAAGCUGUGGAAAUACAACCGCUAUCGUUACAUCAUGACUUAUCAAGAGAAGCCGUGGCUGCCACCUCCUCUCAUCUUUCUCAGUCACAUUACUCUGUGUCUCAGCUCAAUGUGGCAAAAGCAUAGAAAGGCAUCCAAAAGGGGAAGAACUGGUCUGAAAUUAAUCCUUGCCCCCGAUGACCUGAAGCGGUUGUAUGAGUUUGAGGAGAAGUGUGUUGCUGGAUAUUUCCGAGACCAAAAGGAAAGUCAACAAGGCAGUCAGAUCAACCGAAUUCGCUCUGCAGCUGACAAGGCUGAAGAGAUGGCUGGAAUAUUAGUUGAGGUUGCAGAGAAGGUCAAUAUCAUCCAGGACAAUCUGCGUACUUUAGACACUAACUUGGGCCAAUUACAGGACUUGUCCGCUUUAGCAGUGGACACUCUAAACCUCCUCUCAGCCACAGACAAUCAACAGCAAGAGGUGGCCCGUCUGGGUCAGAGCCAUCCACAUGCUUGCCGCCAUGAGCAGGUGUCCCAUAGCUGCUGUCUCCGCAUUGGUGGAAGUGUAGCACCGAGCCAAGCACUCCCGUCACCCAAACACUACCGCAGCAUGCCUCCAUCCCUGCUUAGAGGUUUGGGACCUGGCCGACAGCGUCUCUCAAUGGAGUUACCACCAGGAACGAGCGUUGGACCCUUUGAGGUCAGAAGCAAAUGCCUAUUGGGAAGCCCAGAGGAAGAGGAUUGUCAUUUUCGGUGGCCUCUUUUACGUGGCGAUUCGAGAGAAGGUGUAUCAAUGGAUUGUCAUCUUUCUUUACCCCACUUAUGCACUGGAUGGAGGGACAGGGGAAUGUAUGGAUCAGGGGAAGCAUCCCGUGCCAGUUCUCCAAACAUGCCUUUAAUGAGGGACUUCCAGCUUCAUCCCAGCCACGAGGAAUCCAUGGAGGAGGAAGACGAUGACGAGGAUGACCUGCACUCUUUAUCCAGAGCCUCUAGCCACACGUUCUUGCUCACGGACACUCAGAGGGACAUGGAUGGGGCGAUGGGGAUCAGAAAUCCGGCGUUCUAUAAGCUCGACGAGGGUGGACAUUUCUUAAGGCCUCAUGACGUUUUAAGCAGGAAAUUUGAAGCCUAUGGUUUGGAGCAGAGCCGGUCUCUUUCGGCUAGUGUGGAGUCUAUGGCCAUGCCAGACACGUCAACAUCUGAGCAGGGCAGACGGAUCUAUCUGACGCCGCCUCAUCACAGCCAUGACCAUAAAGGAUUGUCAAAGCUAUUUAGGAGGCAAAGAUCAUUUGGGAAGAAGUCUGUGAGAAGCAGAGCAGGAACUCCUGAAGAGGUUAAAGCAGAUGAAACACGGGGGCGACUGCAUGAGUUUGACUCGCGUAGAAAAAUGAAGAGGAAAGUAAAAGGCCUUUUUGACCGGAGAUUCAGAACCUCAGUCAGUCUAACCCAGCUGAAUGUUGACCAAGUGGACAUCACAAAAUUGGCCCCAUCGUGGCUGAGUUCCGGGCAGCCCCUGCUCAGUAGCUGGACCAGACCCAUUAGUCAAAGACCCUCGGUAAGCAGUAUGACAGACGUAAGGAGCUCUACAUUUAAGUUGACUGAAGAUUUAGGCCAGCAUUACUCAGCAAUGGAGAGAAACAACCUAAUGAGAUUGGCUCACACUAUACCCUUCACACCUGUGUCAUUAUUGGGCGGCGUUGAGGUCUGCAUUUACACACUGGAGGAGUCAGUUGGUGAUCCGUCCUCCAGUAUCUCCACGUGGCUUCAGAAUGGACGUACAGCUGUUCUUCAGCCUUUAGCCCAUCAGGAGGUGCUGGAUGGGGGACUGCGCAGGGCCACAAAGGUGGUGUGCACCUGGGCCGAGGGUGAUGUGUUGAAGCUGGGCUCAGUGUAUGUGGUGAAAGCCUUCAGGCCAGAAGUGGUACGCAUCUGGCAGAAAGUGUUCCCGAUUAGCACGUCACUUCACCUCUGUCUGCGGGAAAUUCAACAACAGAGAGCGGCACAGAAGCUCAUGCAGCGAUUCAACCAAGUUAAACCCAGCAGUGUGCCCCACAGUCCUAGGUUUCUGGAUGUGUCCUUGCUGCACUGGCGCUCUGAUGGCCAGUGGUUGACUGUAGAGAAUAACAUGAGUGGUCAUUUCAGAAAAUACAACAAUAACACGGGUGAGGAAAUCUUGCCCUCUUCUGGCCUGGAGGAAACAAUACUAGCUUUCUCUCACUGGACAUACGAGUACACCAACAAGGAACUGCUAGUGCUGGAUCUACAAGGUGUGGGAGCAGACCUAACAGACCCCUCGCUGAUCAGAGUCGAUGAUAAAAGCUCCCCUGGAGAGAUGGCGUUUGGACCUGCCAAUUUGGGCGAUGAUGCAAUCCAGAGCUUUGUUCUCAAGCACACCUGCAACUCCUGCUGCAAGAAGCUGGGUCUCUCAGAUUUGAGGAGUUGCGGGAGCCUGAAGAAGUCUGUUCCUGCCUUUGAUGAGACCAGCUGCACAGCUUAACCUUUGACCUUCAAGGAAACUUUUAGCAGAUCCACAGAGAGCACGCAGAGGCACGGCUCAGGUUCAUGGGGGGACUCCUGUUCAUACACUAUAUACUUUUUUACAGGCUGAAUAUACUGUAUGUAAAGAACUGCUGUCUAUGGGGUAAAAGCAAUGUGCACAAUGUUUGAAAGUGGGCAUCAUUUUUUUAAAGAUCAGACUUUUCCCAGCAAACAAUGUUGUGUUUAAUAGACGUCUAAUAACAUCUAAACGUAGACCGCUUGGCUAAAACAAGGCUUACCUUGGGCUGUCAGUGAAAAUCUAAUAGACAUCUAAGAAUAGCCCAAAACAGUCGUCAAAUAGACAGAUUAGACAGACUUGAUAUGUGUAGUCAUUCAUUUCUGUUUAUUUCAUGACUAGUCUAGUUUUGGCCUAUUUGAUUUUAAAUGACAGCCCAAAUUAACCUUGCUUUAGCUAAGAUGACUGUGUUUAAAUGUCUAUUAGACAUCUUUUAAAAUCAGAAAUUGCUGGCUGGGUUUCCUCAUUUAUAAGUGCAUGCUUAAAAGCUGGUUAAGACAAUGCAUAAAAUAUCUAUAUUUUUACAUUCAAAGAUAAUAUGCAAGGCUUGAUAUAAACCUUGUUUUGUUUUCCAGGGAAUAAAAAAUUAAACAUCCUA